Molecule: messenger RNA, 3885 nt
Organism: Ornithodoros turicata
Lineage: Eukaryota; Metazoa; Arthropoda; Arachnida; Ixodida; Argasidae
Exons: 4
Coding region: 1061-3049 (662 amino acids)
Source: RefSeq, a predicted model, not a curated record
ACACCCGUCUGGCUUUUUCCAAACGCUCUUUGGGAACACCAGCCACACACACACAAAAAAGAAAACGUUAUCGCCCUCGCAAGAUGCAUUUUCGACCGGUGGUAUACGCUGUCUGCCACGUACGAGCUUCCAGCAGUGAGUGUGCCACGUAAGAGCCAAGUGAUAUUUACUCCGUAUCUCGUCGGAUGACCAUUGCUGAGCCAAAGGCGUACGGCAGUUACUGCAGCUGGACAUCGGUGGACGUAGAUGUUAUGGUCAAUCUGAGUCACGGUAGUGCAUUUUCCCUGUUUCAGUGUUGGUUUUGUAAAUUCUGUUGUAGCUACGAAAACGAACAGGGAAACAGCACUCAGAAAGGACAAGGUGUAGCAGAACAUCUCCGGGCAUCUAUUUACCAUGACGACCUACAGUAAAAUGAGACAACUCGUCAUGGAUUUCAAUAUUUAUUGGUAUGAGGACGGCGACAUUUUCCUUGGAGUUGAUGAUCCUGGGUAACGUCCCGCAUGCCGCACACAUCAUUACCCGAUUGGGACCAGGAAUCGCCAGCGUUGGCUGGCUGUUCGACAUCGGACCAGUGAUCGCCAGUCAUUUCGUCGUCGGUGGUGGCAGGUAGUUCUUCGGAACCCAAGUCUUUCUACGACUUCCAGAAGGUUGCAACAGCCGGUCCAACGUGUCCGAAGGAUCAUCGUCGUCAUCAUUGCAUCAGUGUACAAGUAAGCAUCAUGUCUUCGUCGAUCUUGCAUAAACUUGACAAGUUAAAGAAAUGUGGAGAGUUUCAAAAAAUGGCGACAAUUCCUAAAAACAUCAAGUAUGAUGUGGUUGAUGUUAACAAAAUUGAAACGAGGUAUGGCGAGGCGGUCUACGUAGAAAUUAUGAAGGAUCACGAGCACGUAAAGGUGUUCCUUCCAGCUCGGUUUCAUAAACUAAGCACUCAAGACAUCGAAGACAUGAGGAACACGAGCGGACUCUGGAUGGAGAAGAAAGAGCGAGUUGGAAAAGACGGGAAACGUCUUCUUUCGCCAGACAUCGUGUUCGGUCAAUCCGAGUAAAAAAAUAAAAAGAAAUGGUGACAUGCCACCUUUGUCCUCCGGCCGAUCGGCAGCACUACACAACAGCGCUGGGACUUCAAGUUCAUCUGGCUAACGUUCAUAACCUUGCAACACCCUGUAUCCCAUUUUGUGAGACACUCUGUACGCUCCGCAACUAUACCAACCGCUAUGAGCUUCAUCUACAUGACAGAGACGACGACGGGCAGGAUGUCAGCACAUUCUUUCAUGAAAACGGACGCUACCUUGCCGGUGUACUUCGAUAUUUCGGAUUUCCGUUAUGCUUUUAUGUUUUGCUGAAGGCGGAACUCGGUCGACAUACGCCUGAGGAUGAGAUCAUAUUUGUCACUCAAUUUGUUCCUUCGAGUGUGCAUACGCUGUGGUCGGAACGAGACGUAGAACGUGCUGUCAUUGAAGUAGGCACUGAAGUCACCAACAAUUUAGAAAAGCUUGAAAUGCAAGGGUCAGGAUUUUUCUUAUUUCGAAUUCACGCCUGCAUUCUUCAUGUCGGUCGUCUCGCACCACAGCUCAUUGGUUGUACCGACUUUGAAUUGCCAAACGAAUUGAAAAAAAAGUGUCGGUGUCUUCUGAGUGUCGACCUUCACGAGGAUAGUGAACAGAACAUGUGUUUCGCAUUUUGCGUACUUGCCGGUCUACAUCCUGCAAAGGGUUCUUACAGACGCAGAGCUUCAUCCUACAGGUCAUACCUGUCUCAAUAUGUAUUUCCAGAGACGUUUCCUGUAGUGUUCCCGAAAGAUGUAGAAAUGUUUGAGAAGCAGAACGAUGUGAGCAUUAACGUGUACGGUUAUGACAAAGAUGAAAAAUAUGUUUACCCGAUUAAGGUUGUCGACGACCAGUGCAAGAAGCAUGUCGACCUACUGCUGAUUGACUUCCAUUUUGUACUCAUUACUAAUUUCAAUGCUUUGUUCACACCACCUGAUUAUUUUCACUGCAAACGGUGUACGAUGGGUUGCACCACCCCGGGUGUACUCGCCGAUCAUCUACUAAUGUGUAAACAACAAAAAGUGUCCAAGACUAUUUUUCCAAAGAAGGGUGAGACACUGUCGUUUGCCGGAGAGCAUUUGAUGUCGGAAGUUCCCUUCUACUGCGUAUACGACUUUGAGAGUGUACUAUCACCGUGUUCGGGAGGCGGGAAUGUCUACGAGGAACACAUCCCUUCAUCCUUCUGUCUCCUCGUCAUACGCUCGUGCGAUUCGUAUGUCUUGAAGAAACAUAUUUACCGUGGUGCAGACUGCGUUUCCGUUUUCAUGGAACUAUUGCGUAAUUUGCAUGAUGAGCUGUAUGCGAUGUUGCACGAGACCGUGCCCUUGCAAAUGACCCCAGGAGACGAACUCGAACAUUCUGAAGCCACUCACUGUAACAUCUGUAAAGAACCAUUCACUAAGAAGCAGAAAGUGCGAGACCAUGAUCACGUAAGUGGAGAAUUUCGCCAAUCAUUGUGUCAGGGAUGUAAUCUGAAACUGCGGAUACCACGGAAAGUGCCCAUCAUUGCACAUAAUGCCAAUUAUGACCUCGGAUUCACAGUAGCUCAUCUGCACCUGCUUCGGAAGACAGACAUCAGAGUGAUAGCCUCCAGUUGUCAAAAGUUUAAGGCUAUAGACAUUGGUGUGUUCCGCUUCAUAGACUCGUUAAGCUUCCUCAAUGCUAGUCUCGACACAUUGACGAAAAAUCUAUGUGACAAAGGUGAAUCUAACUUCAGGUGUCUGCGUCAGUUUUUCGCACAGGAGGACUACUUCAAGUUGGUUGUACGUAAAGGGGUUUUCUGUUAUAACUACGUUAACUCUUUUGAACGUUACGACGAGCCCUGUUUGCCAUCACGUGACCGGUUCUUUAACCAACUGAACGGAUCAGAAGUGAGCGAGGAAGAUUACCGCCAUGCGCAAAACGUGUUUGAAAAAUUUCAACUGAAGAGUCUGGGCGAGUACUCGGAUUUGUACCUUCUGACGGACGCAUUGCUUCUGGCAGACGUGUUUCAAAACUUCUGAAUAUGGGCGUUGGAGACACACAAAAUUGAACCACUUCAUUUCGUGUCACUCCCGGGACUAAGCAUGUCUUGCGCACUAAAAAUGAGCCAGAUUAAUCUGGAUUUAAUCCAUGAUCCCGAUGCCUAUCUGUUAAUUGAACGGGGCCUGCGUGGUGGUAUGACCCAGUGUUCAACGCGAAUGGCCACUGCAAAUGUCCCAGGGACAGAGCAGUACGAUCCCGAAAAACCAAAGACCAUAAUUCAUUACAUGGACAUAAAUGGACUCUAUGGCACAGUGAUGCGUGAACCACUCCCAUUCGGAGACUUUGAAUGGCUGUCACCCGAAGAGGUUGCAGGUUUAGAUGUAACCCUUGUUGCAGAUUAUGCAGACGUUGGUUAUUUUUUAGAGGUAGACCUGGCCUACGUACAAGAGCUCCACGAACGACAUAAAGAUUUACCGCUCGCGCCCGAAAAAAUGAGCGUCCCGUAUGAGUUGCUUUCGGAUUAUCAGAAAGACCUGAUGAAAAAAUUUAACCUCCCACAGCAUGAUAUAGAACCGAAAUUACUCCUUACAUUGCUUGACAAGAAGAAGUAUUUUCUUCAUUAUCGCAGUCUAAAGUUGUACCUACAGUUGGGUCUUCGGCUCGAGAAAAUUCACCGGGUGCUCAGGUUCAAACAAAAACCAUUCCUGCGAUCCUAUGUUGACUUCCAUCAUGAACUACGCAAGCAGGCAACCAAUACCUUCGAACGUAACCUGUACAAGUGUUUAAUUAACUCCGUAUAUGGGAAAACAUGUAUGAAUGUACGAAAGUUCGUCGACUGCCGCUUAGCAACUUCCGAGGAGCAAGUGUUGAGAUU